GAGCAGGUGAGGGCUGCGCGCCCUAGGGCCUCUCUCACUGGGUGGCGGGCCCUCCCCAGGCCGCGGCGACCAUGGCGCGCCUCUUCAGCCCCCGGCCACCGCCCAGCGAAGACCUCUUCUAUGAGACCUACUACAGCCUGAGCCAACAGUACCCGCUACUGCUCCUGCUGCUGAUGAUCGUGCUGUGCGCGCUCGGAGCGCUGCUCGCCGUUGCCUGGGCCAGUGGCAGGGCGCUGGUCUCAGAGCCGAGCUUCCUAACCACCGUGCUGUGCGCGCUGGGCGGCUUCGCGCUGUUGCUGGGCCUGGCUUCCCGCGAGCAGCGACUGCAGCGCUGGACGUGGGCCCUGUCCGGUCUCGUGUGGGCCGCCCUGCUAGCGCUGGGCCACGGCUUCCUGUUCACAGGGGGUGUGGUGAGCGCCUGGGACCAGGUGUCCUUUUUCCUCUUCGUCAUCUUCACGGCGUACACCAUGCUGCCCUUGGGCAUGCGGGUCGCCAUCGCGGCCGGCCUGGCCUCUUCCCUCUCGCACCUGCUGGUCCUGGGGCUGUACCUUGGGCCGCAGCCCGACUCACGGCCCGCGCUCCUGCCGCAGCUGGCAGCCAACGCGGUGCUGUUCUUGUGCGGGAACGCGGUGGGAGCGUACCACAAGGCGCUGAUGGAGCGCGCGCUGCGCGCCACCUUCCGCGAGGCACUCAGUUCCUUGCAGUCGCGCCGGCGGCUGGACACGGAGAAGAAGCACCAGGAGCACUUGUUGUUAUCCAUCCUUCCUGCAUACCUGGCCCGCGAGAUGAAGGCUGAGAUCAUGGCUCGGCUACAGGCCGGCCAGGGGUCACGGCCAGAGAGCACCAACAACUUCCACAGCCUCUAUGUCAAGAGGCACCAGGGAGUCAGCGUGCUCUAUGCCGACAUUGUGGGCUUCACCAGGCUGGCCAGUGAGUGUUCCCCCAAGGAGCUGGUGCUGAUGCUCAAUGAGCUCUUUGGCAAGUUCGACCAGAUAGCCAAGGAGCACGAAUGCAUGCGGAUCAAGAUCCUAGGCGACUGUUACUACUGUGUCUCUGGGCUGCCCCUCUCGCUGCCAGACCACGCUAUCAACUGCGUGCGCAUGGGGCUGGACAUGUGCCGGGCCAUCAGGAAGCUGCGGGCAGCCACUGGGGUGGACAUCAACAUGCGUGUGGGCGUGCACUCAGGCAGCGUGCUCUGCGGAGUCAUUGGGCUGCAGAAGUGGCAGUACGACGUCUGGUCCCAUGACGUCACGCUGGCCAAUCACAUGGAGGCAGGCGGUGUGCCAGGACGGGUACACAUCACGCGGGCCACCCUGGCCCUGCUGGCGGGGGCUUACGCAGUAGAGGAUGCAGCCAUGGAACACCGGGACCCAUACCUUCGAGAACUAGGGGAGCCUACCUACCUGGUCAUCGAUCCCCGGGCUGAGGAGGAGGAGGAUGAGCAGGGCACUGCGGGGGGGCUCCUGUCCUCUCUGGAAGGCCAUGAGAUGCGCCCGUCGCUGCUGAUGACCCGCUACCUGGAGUCGUGGGGCGCAGCCAAACCUUUUGCCCACCUGAGCCACGUGGACAGCCCCGUGUCUACCUCCACACUGCUCCCGGAGAAGGCCUUGGCUUCCUUCAGCCCCCAGUGGAGUCUGGAUCGGAGCCGUACCCCACGCGGACUAGAUGAAGAACUGGACACUGGGGAUGCCAAGUUCUUUCAGGUCAUUGAACAGCUCAACUCUCAGAAACAAUGGAGGCAGUCAAAGGACUUCAAUGCCCUGACGCUGUACUUCCGGGAAAAAGAGAUGGAGAAAGAGUACCGACUCUCAGCACUCCCUGCCUUCAAAUACUACACAGCCUGCACCUUCCUGGUUUUCUUCUCCAAUUUCAUCAUCCAGAUGCUCGUGACAGACAGGCCCCCAGCUCUGGCCAUCACCUACAGCAUCACCUUUCUACUCUUCCUUCUCCUCCUCUUUGUCUGCUUCUCAGAGUACCUGACGAAGUGUGUCCUGAAGGGCCCCAAGAUGCUGCAUUGGAUGCCUGCACUAUCCAGCCUGGUAGCAACACGCCCUGGCCUUCGAGUGGCCCUGGGCACUGCUACUAUUCUCCUUGUCUUCAUCAUGGCCAUUACCAGCCUGUUCUUCUUACCAGUGUCGCUGGAUUACCUUGCCUGGGCUCCCAAUGUAUCCUCCAUGACUUUCAACCUCUCCUGGGACUGCCCUGGUGCCCUACCUCUUGUCAGUGUCCCGGUAAGUGUUCUUUACUCCAUGCACUGCUGCGUGCUGGGCUUCCUGGCCUGCUCCCUCUUUCUGCACAUGAGCUUCGAGCUGAAGCUGCUGCUGCUCGUGCUAUGGCUAGUGGCCUGCUGCUCCGUCUUCCUGCACUCCCACGCCUGGCUAUCCGACUGUCUUACUGCACGCCUCUACGUGGGAUCCUUGGGGCCCAGGCCGGGAGUGCUGAAGGAGCCCAAGCUGAUGGGAGCCAUCUCCUUCUUCAUCUUCUUCUUCACUAUUCUUGUCCUGGCCCGGCAGAAUGAGUACUACUGCCGCCUGGACUUCUUGUGGAAGAAGAAGUUGAGGCAAGAGCGGGAAGAGACAGAGAUGAUGGAGAACCUGACGCGGCUGCUCUUGGAGAAUGUGCUGCCAGCACAUGUGGCCCCCGAGUUCAUCGGCCAGAAACGGCGCAAUGAGGACCUCUACCACCAGUCCUACGAGUGUGUGUGUGUCCUCUUCGCCUCCAUCCCAGACUUCAAGGAGUUCUACUCAGAAUCCAAUAUCAACCAUGAGGGGCUCGAGUGCUUGCGGCUUCUCAACGAGAUCAUUGCAGAUUUUGAUGAGCUGCUUUCCAAGCCCAAGUUCAGUGGGGUGGAGAAGAUCAAAACCAUUGGCAGCACCUACAUGGCAGCCACGGGCUUGAAUGCCACCUCUGGGCAGGAUGCACCACAGGGACAGCAGCCGGAAGCCGAGCGCAGCUGCAGCCACUUGGGCACCAUGGUGGAAUUUGCAGUGGCCCUGGGGUCUAAGCUGGAUGUCAUCAACAAGCACUCGUUCAACAACUUCCGCCUGCGCGUAGGGUUGAACCACGGACCAGUAGUGGCUGGAGUGAUCGGGGCCCAGAAGCCACAGUACGACAUCUGGGGCAACACGGUGAAUGUGGCCAGUCGCAUGGAGAGCACAGGCAUCCUGGGCAAAAUCCAAGUGACCGAGGAGACAGCCCAGGCCCUGCAGUCACUGGGCUACACCUGCUACAUUCGGGGCAUCAUCAAGGUCAAAGGCAAAGGGCAGCUAUGCACCUACUUCCUGAACACAGACUUGGCACGAACUGGACCUCCCUCGGCCACCCUAGGCUGAGGCACCGCCUCCUAGAUCCUCAAUAAAAGGACACUGAGAGGUGUGAAGCCAGUUGGUGUCAGAAGCUGCUGAUCCAGCUGGAAAGCACCUUCCCUGAGCCAGUCAGCAGGGCGGCUUUUUCCCCCCAGGCCCAAUGAGUGUGUUGGAAGAGAGCAGUCUUUUCACAGGCUCCAGGGAGGGCCUUAGCCUUCCUGCCAAGCCA
Messenger RNA from Ochotona curzoniae (black-lipped pika), 3534 nucleotides. It is a transcript of the gene ADCY4, whose product is annotated as adenylate cyclase 4. The coding region runs from base 72 to 3332 and encodes 1086 amino acids. Gene Ontology annotation, biological process: adenylate cyclase-inhibiting G protein-coupled receptor signaling pathway; adenylate cyclase-activating G protein-coupled receptor signaling pathway; intracellular signal transduction. The record is from RefSeq and is a predicted model, not a curated record. Gene Ontology annotation, molecular function: adenylate cyclase activity. The transcript has 25 exons. Gene Ontology annotation, cellular component: plasma membrane. Lineage: Eukaryota; Metazoa; Chordata; Mammalia; Lagomorpha; Ochotonidae.